AUGUGUUUCUAUUAUGUGAAGAAUAAAUUAAGUUCUAUAGUCAUUUUGGUCUUUUUCCAUAUUAUUGAAUUAAAUACAAUAUUUAUUGAAGGUAGGGAGAAUUUGGAAUUAAGCCCAUUAUAUAUACUUAACCAAUGGUCAACAUAUCCCUCAAGAAGUGUAGCUCCAAAAGGAAUAUUUCCCUUAACAUCAAUAGAUCCUAUAAAUGGUACUUUAUUUGAUGCUCAAUCUUUUAAGAAACUAGUAGAUAUUACUAAGAUUAGUGAGAAAAAUAGUACAGAUAAUGAUAAAUUGCCACUAAUAGCUCCAGUUGAGUUAUUUUGUGCUCAUCUUCACCCUAUUUUUAAUUGUCUAAUGAGGAGAUAUUCUCAGAAAUAUUCAUCAGUUUCUAAUAAUCUUGCAAUAUUUAAUGACGAUAAUCUUUCUUGGUAUAUAUUUAAAGGGGCACAUGCAAAAGUUGCACCUGGUUAUAUUAUAACUCCACCUAUAAAUGAUUUAAAUUCUAAUACAUAUACACAUUUGAGAAAUGACUUAAGAACAAAUAUAAAAUUUGAUUCUAUAAUUGAUCCUAGUAUACAAACAAUAUUAUCUUUAAUUGUAAAUUCAGAUAAGAAUUUAGUAUUUGAUGAGAACUCUGAGUUUUACAAAACUUUUCGUCCUAAGAAUACUUCUAUAAGGAAUAUUGGUAUUUAUUUUCAUGGUAAUGGAAGAUACUCAUCUGGGUGGUUAUUACCAGGUACAGUAGUUUAUGCUGCAGUUAAAGGUUUAGUAAGACAACCAUCAGUUUUUGAGAAUCUUUGGGUACGUGAGAGAGAAUUUUCAUUACAACUUUCUUCUUCAGAAGCUUGGUAUGUGAAUGGUAAACAUGUUCACUUUUCUCUUGGAGUAUUUUCAUUAUAUAUUUUAAAUGUGAUUGAUAAUGAAGGUCCUAAUAAUUCAAGAACUCCAAAAUAUACAUUAUCUGCUUCUCCUUUAAUCCCUGAUAUUAAGAAUAGAUCAAAUUUUAUAUCUGACUUUCUUAUAAUGGAAUAUGCCUCAGGUUUACAUUUACAUGAGGUUAGAAAGAGAAUAAAAUCUUCUACAGCUGUAAUGUAUUAUAAUAUGACAGAUGAUUGGCAUGGUUGGUUUAAUAAUGCCCUAUUUUUAUUAUAUACUUGGUUAUCUUUGAUUUCAGCAUUUUCAAUGACAGGGAGAUUUUUAUAUAUGCAUUGUGAUUUGCAUGAUAAUAAUAUUAUUGUUAGAAGUAUCUCAAAUCAAGUCCCAUCCCGUAUUUUAUUUACUGAGAUGAGAAGACUUAUAACAUUAGAUUCUAUUAACAUUAUUGAUUUUAUGUUUUCAUGGAUACCUCAAGAACGGGGUCAACGUAAUUCACCAGGUCCCUGUUCUACACAAUUUAAGGGAUGUAUUGCAGAUACAGAGAGUUUGAAUGCACUGUUAGUUGGGUAUAUGUUUGAAUUAAAUAUUUAUCCAUUUGAACCUACUCCAAUUCAAACUUCUAAAUAUCGUGAAGUUCAUAUGAAAUCAAUUCAGUUAGUUGAAACUCUCUCAAAUAUUCCAGAAUGGAGAAGAAUCUCUAAUUAUUAUGUAGGUGGGGCUAUAGAGUGGUACAAACAGUGGCGACGUUACGGUGCAGAUGUUACGGAUGUUUCUACUUAUUCUCUUAAUGAAGAAUUUGAGGGUAUUAUGAAAGUUUGUGAUUAUUUACAAGAUGUUUUAAGAUCUAAUAAUAUAUCUCAAAAAGAGCCUUGUAUAUCAUUUGAAGCAUAUUUAAGAGGAUAUUCUAUGUUUAGUUAUCGUAUGAUGAGAGUAGGUAUGUGUAUUCGUAAAAAUAUUACAAGUAUAAGUAAGAAUAGUACUAUAGGUUUAAAGUCUUCACAUAAUUUGAGAUUAUCAACUAAAGCAUCAAUUUCUUUUUGGGAUACAUCUCGUUUGACACUUUUUAUUUACUGGAAUAUCGCAACUUCAAACUUAAAGACAUGUCUUCCUCCAGACUUUAUAAAUAAAGAAUUUUAUAGUUUUUACUUAACAAGUGGUGAAAUAAUAACACUUUACCCAUAUCAUUGUGAGUUAAUAAUAAAUUGUUUAAAUGAUGAUAAUAAAAUUUUAGAGAAUAAAUUUAAUAAUUUGAAAGAUGUUUCUGAAAAUAUACAGGGUUUUAAUUAUAUAUAUGAAAGUCCUGAAGAUACUCUUCUUUUAAUUUAUAACAAUUUCAUGAGUCAAAAAAGUGAUGAGACAUUAGAAAGACAAUCUAAAAAGGUAUUAUCGAGAGGGUCACUAAAAAAUAUAAAUCUAGAGACAAUUAAGAAAUUAAAUGGAUCUUUAGGGAGAAUUAUUAAUACUUCUAAGACUUUUAAUGAUACAUUGAAGACUUUUGAAGUAGAAGAAUUUUUGUUAGAUCGUUGGAUACAUAAGUUAUAUUAUGGUAUGGACUUUUCAUUAUCUUUUUUAUUAGUUGGUUUAAGAUUCUUAUUUAGAGUAGAACCUACUAUUACAGGUCAAAAGAAUUUAGGCUUACAAUUUUUGACAUCUUUAACUAAAGUUUCAAGAAUUUUAAGUGAAUAUGAGCAAGAUGAUACUAAAAAUGGUGAAAUUCUCUAUGAUAAGUCUGAAGAACAAAUUUAUGAGAUUUGUAUGCUUUUUAUAAAUAUAUAUACAGAAAUAUCUUUUGAUAUUAAUGAUGAGAAGAAUUCAAAAGAAGAGUGCAGAAAUAGAAAUAUAGUAAGUCCAAAAUAUAAGAAACACCCAGAUUAUCCUGCUUUAUAUCAAUAUAUAAGGCAAAAGUUUUAUGAUGAUGAUGGAGAAGAAAAAGUUCAUUUUCCUAAGCAUGUAGAAUGUCAAGAUAAGGGUAUGAAGACUAAAAACAAAGAUUUUAUAAAACAGGGAUUAUGUGAUCAAUUAAUUAAACCUUUGGGUUUUAUUAACAUCCCGAUUUAUAAUUAG
Cryptosporidium muris RN66 is the source of this 2940-nucleotide messenger RNA. RefSeq lists its product as uncharacterized. The coding region runs from base 1 to 2940 and encodes 979 amino acids. The transcript has a single exon. NCBI's taxonomy places the organism in Eukaryota, Apicomplexa, Conoidasida, Eucoccidiorida, Cryptosporidiidae. The record is from RefSeq and is a predicted model, not a curated record.